Molecule: messenger RNA, 4951 nt
Organism: Camponotus floridanus (Florida carpenter ant)
Lineage: Eukaryota; Metazoa; Arthropoda; Insecta; Hymenoptera; Formicidae
Product: cytokine receptor
Exons: 13
Coding region: 170-4393 (1407 amino acids)
Molecular function (GO): protein binding
Source: RefSeq, a predicted model, not a curated record
UUCCGUUAUCCGGCGGGCGCGUGCAAUUGCCUAUUCCCGAUAUAUACCCGAGACGGGUUUUCGCGUGCGAAUAGCCUACGAUUGUGUACAGUCGUGUGUUGGCUCCGGUGGCGAUGAGAUAUCUCGGGAGGAGAUCCAUAGAUGAGCUGCAAGUUGAGAUUACAAAAAAAUGUCUUUAAACACCUCUAAUAUACGAUGUCCAAGAAGAAUGCCUCACUUGUGUAUAUCUUCGAUAAUGAAAUGCUAUUUCAAUAAAAUAUUUCAUUUAUCGAUUGCACACAGACGAGAUCAUUCAUGGGGAAUUAGAUGGAUUUUUGUUGUCUUAAAUUGCUUGUUCUUGAUGGUAAAUGCGCAGCAAGUCAAAACAUGCUCACCUGGACUAGAAACAGCAGGAUGGACGGUGCCAGAAGGUGACAUAUUUGUCAAACAUGGCGACAACCUACAAAUUUGGUGUAAUUUAAAUGAAACGUUUGUUGCUAAAGAAUAUCCAGGUUCAAACUCUUCGAAUAUCUUCUUCAUUCGCGAUAAUACAACAGUAGAGCAGAAAUUCGUUACUAUAAUCAAUAAAACAACAGCACUGUUGACCAUUGAAUCACCACCAGCUGGCUGGUAUACGUAUUCUUGCGAUUUGGACAUAGCCGGUGACAAAGACGCAGCUGUUUGCCUCAAUAUAGUUUUUGUUGCAUAUGAGCCUCAAGUGCCAAGCAACUUUACUUGUAGAUCUUAUAAUUGGGAAAAUAUAACAUGUACAUGGGAGGUAUCAAAAAAUUAUAUCCCAACAACCCACAAAUUAUUUUUUAAAAUGCACGGAGCAAGAGGGCGAAAACUUUUUCCUUGUCCUACAGCAAAAGCGAAGAAUGAUUCUUGCACUUGGACUCAAUAUACAAAUCCGAUAUAUAGGCAAACAUACGAAAACUUUACGUUCGUAAUGCAGAUUCAAAAUAUGUUUGGCAACAAAACUGUCAUAUAUAAAAUUGAUCAUUAUGCUAUAGUUAUUCCUGCAAAACCUACGCUUCUGUCGGUGACCAACAAAACAUCGGAUAGUGCAACAUUAUGUUGGGAAUGCCGCUUUCCGAUGAAGAGCUUUCCUCCCGGUUUAACUCAUAAAGUUAUGUACCAGAAUCAAUGGGAUCAUAAAAAAAAUUGGAAGGUUAUCAAUAUUGAUACGGAGCCUCAUUUGCAUAAGAGAUGUUCCACUCUUACUGGAUUGUACCCUAAUACCGCGUAUGAUGCACGCGUUUACUUAAGAAGCGCCAAGGCCGUAGAAGAGGAUAUGUAUAGCGAGCCCGCAGUUAUUAUUUUCAGGACAUCCCCAACGUUACCUAGCUUUCCACCGCGAACCGAUAUUGGUAGUUUCGAAAUUGUUGAGAACAAUGGAAACAGGGACAUAUAUUUAUAUUGGCAAAUGAUACAACAAUACUACGAGAAUGGUAAUAAAUUUAAGUAUCAGGUUAAUCAUGUGGAAGAAAAUGACCAUAAAAUAGUUCUCGAACCGAUCGAGAUGACCAAGACGUAUGCCAAGUUUAAGGGACUCAGCUUUAAUAAAUACCGGUUUAAGAUUGUCUCGGAGAAUGAAGCCGGUAUUAACAAGAAUUAUACGGAAAUUAUUGUACCUAGUCGAGAUGAGAUGCCACGUGAACCGAUAGCGUUCACGAGAAUGGCUUUCGAAAAUGGACUCUACGAAUUGUCUUGGAAGCCGCCGAUCUUGCAUAAAGAUAUCACGAAUUAUACUAUCUUUUGGUGCGACAACGAGCGCGAUCGUCCUUAUCAAUGCACAGGUUACUUGAACUGGACACAUGUAUCCAUGAAUACUACAGUCUAUAACAUAACCGUACCAGAUUCGAGCAAAAUAUAUCAAUUCGCGAUUUCCGCAAAUACGAAUAAAGGCAGCAGCGGUAUGAUAUGGUCAUAUUGCACGGUGAUUCAUUCGAAAGCGCUCGGCAAAAUGAAAUCCAUAUGGAUUAAUCGUAUCGGAUCGGAUUUUAUCGAUGUCGGAUGGAAGCUUGAGUGUUCAGAUCGCAUUGGGAGCGUCGAAGAAAUGAAGAUUUACUACUGUCCUAUUGUGUCACCGUUAAAUGCCAAAUGCAAGGAACCCAAACGUAACGUCACCGUCAAAUCCUACCCACCUAUCAUAAAAGGCAUUGUCAAAAACUUGACGCCUUACACUACGUAUAUGCUCGAAGUCACGACAGUGACCAAGAAUGGUGAGAGUCAACCUAGUGAGUCCUUAUAUAACACUACUCUCGAGGCGGCACCCAGUUCUUCGCCUUUGAACGUAAAAGCCAUUAAUGUUACCAACACGACGAUGUUUAUCACAUGGCAACCACCGGAGGCGAUGAACGGCGUACUCAGAUACUACGAAGUAUACUAUAAUGGUUUCAUGAAAAAAGUGGAAGAAGGGAAUGAUACUAAACUGACGAAUUUGUUGGCGUAUACGAAAUACACCAUUAGCGUUACCGCUUGUACUGUGGCAUGCAGUGAAAAAUCACCUAUGAUAACAACAUAUACGGAAAUUGGUAUCCCCGGUAAGAUUAGUAUACCGAAAGUGCACUUUAUGAACUCCAGCCAAGUGCGCGUCAGAUGGAAUCCUCCAGAACAUCCUGCCGGUCCGAUAAAUCUAGCUUAUUAUGAGAUAGAGGCUACCAGUGGCGAAAUUCAGAAUGUUACUAAUAGGGAAGCGCAACUAUCCAUUCCUGAUUGCAAGACUGAUGGAAAACUGUACAAAUUUCGAGUUAGAGCCAUUAAUAUCAAUUCCAACAAUGAACGUUUAACGGGACCUUGGUCCGAAACGGGAGAGGGUAAUUGUUACAGUAAUGGAUUAUCACGAUUUCUGAUAAUAGUAAUAAGCGUUAUUGGAUUUAUCCUCGUCGUAGUAUCUGUUUUGGGCCUCGCAUAUUAUAUAAAAAGAUGGUGGUUAAAAAUUCAAGAUAUGCAAAAUAUUAACGUAAAAUUACCGCCUGGUCUCACUUCAAAUAUGAAACUAUUGCACAAGGAUGGCGAACCACAUAAACGACAGCCAUCUGCUGAUUCGAGCGGCUGUUCAAGUGGCCAAGAAUCUGUCACUUCAUCGGUCACAACGACCGAAUUUCAAAUUUCCAGCGACAGCGGUACAGAGAUAGAUCCAGUACCCGUGUCGUUCGGCAAGACUGCGUCAACUUGGGAAUCAAAUUCUAUCAGUGUACGACAAAGAAGUCUUUCACGAGGACCGGAGACUACAUCCUGCCGGGAGUCAUAUAUCCCAGUUAAGACUGGUGAUCCAAAUAUCAAUGAGAAUAUAUCUCUAACGCGAUCAACUCCAAAUCUGACGGAUAGUACGGGCAACACAACGACACUGCAAACAUGGCCUAGUACCGGUUAUAUGAGCAUGUUAUCUUCCGAAAAUUUGUUGGAUAAUCCGAGCCCUAUGUCUCGGGAAAACACUAUGGUCAACACCACUGGCUCUUACAGUCUCAUUGGUAUACGAACACCUAUGCAAACCACAUCUGACGAAGACGGUGACGAUGGUAUAGACAGUGCGAAAACUGUACACGAUACCUUGAUAUCGGUCAAAACAGGAGUGAACCUCGCGCAUAAUUCGUAUUUGCCUUUUGUCAUGAGAAAGGAAGUGCCGAAAACCCUUGAUACUUUCAAUUUGAACACAUUUGUCAAACCGGAUAAGUUCGAAGAAGAUGCAUUGAUAUCGCAUCUUACUGCUUCCGACAAGACGACAUCCAAGCCGUUCUUUCAACCUAAUCUGAUGAAUACAGUGCAUGAACCACUCGCUUUGUGGAGUCCGAUCGAGCAGUCCGGGAAGAAUAAUAUUCGCAGCUUUCCUGUAUCGACAUCACCUACGAAUUCCUGCAACAAGUCGUUUGUAUCGCCAUUCAUGAAUCCGACAUUACCGAUCUCGUCAAUCGACACCACUUCGACCCCGUUAACCGAUACUAUCUCGACAAACUCGCAUAUUAGCGAUCCAAAAUCGACGCCCUCUGAGACAUCAAGAUUGCUGACUCAGGAGAAGAAUAAAGACACUUUGAAGUCACAAAAAUUAUCUCAUGUUUCGCACAAUUCCGCGCCAAGUGAAAGUUUUUCGAAACCAUCUGUGCUCGCGAGUUUUGUGCCUCAAAUGCUACAACAACAAGAGAAAAUAGAACUUCCACCCUCCAACGUAAUAGAGGAUGUUAAAGAGAGGGAAAUCGAAAAAGAUUCCGCAACGUAUCUUCCUCUACCUUGGGAUGCGACGACGAAAGAUACGAAUGAACGAAGUAUACAACUAAAGGUAAAGCAGAACUCCGGUUAUGUUGUUCUUUCCGAUCUCCAGCUCUCCAAUUCUACAAUACAGCAAAAACCGACAACUAACCAGUCGGAUGAGCAGUACAGUAAAGUGACAGUUGUACCGAAUACGAUGCAGUGAAAGAAGGAGAAAAACACACUUUUCAGCGUGUCAUCAUCUUUUUCUUAUGAAGAUGAUUUCAUCAAUUGCAUAGGCAAACGAAAUAAGUUAAAGUAAAAUGAGUAUUAAGAUAAGUUUUAAAAUAAGAUCUUGUGUGUGCAUACAUGUGAUUGGUACGAUAAUAGAAGACUGCAUGUGUGUUAAACGCGGAUAGCAACGACGUUUUUAACCAUAAAAGAAGAAAGGAUAUCAAAAAAAUGAAAUCUUUAAUGCAAUCCAAAGAUAUUUUUAUUUGAAGGAAGUUCAAUCCUCUGUAGAUUCGUAAUUUUGUUGUUCUAUUCUUGCGUCGAGAUCGAGAUUAAUGAAGAACAAGAUAUAAUCAAAUGAAAAAGCACAUUGGCUUGGGAUCAUAGGAAAUUCAUUUCUCGUUAAAAAGAUUAAUAAACUUACGUUUGAGAAAAUUCUUCUUUAAACACUUAUUCUAAAACAGGAUUUUAUACGUCAAAGUACAUAAGAAAUAAUAAAAUGCACAAGAAAUAUACGCUAUCUAUAGAGUGUUUUAAAAGUAAUUUCAAGAUA